Messenger RNA from Nanorana parkeri, 732 nucleotides. It is a transcript of the gene PPIC, whose product is annotated as peptidylprolyl isomerase C. Bases 62 to 700 code for a protein of 212 amino acids. Gene Ontology annotation, cellular component: intracellular membrane-bounded organelle. The record is from RefSeq and is a predicted model, not a curated record. The transcript has 5 exons. Gene Ontology annotation, molecular function: peptidyl-prolyl cis-trans isomerase activity. Gene Ontology annotation, biological process: protein folding; protein peptidyl-prolyl isomerization. Lineage: Eukaryota; Metazoa; Chordata; Amphibia; Anura; Dicroglossidae.
CCCCCGUCUGGUGCUGACGUUGCUGCCUGGCUCGGGUGGGUGUGCCCGGUGUUGGUUAUAGAUGGUGCCGGUACCGAGGAUGUGCCGGGCUCUGUUCCUGCUCUGCCUUGCCUUCCAAGCGCUGCAGUCCGCCGAGGCGUACAGGAAGAGGGGACCCGUUGUCACUCAUAAGGUUUUCUUUGAUAUAAGGAUUGGGGAUAGAAAUGCCGGACGAAUUAUUAUUGGAUUGUUUGGAAAAAUUGUGCCAAAAACCGUGAAAAACUUUGUUGCAUUGGCAACUGGAGAGAAAGGUUAUGGCUACAAAGGCAGCAAGUUCCACCGAGUUAUCAAAGAUUUCAUGAUCCAAGGAGGAGAUUUCUCAGCCGGAGAUGGGACAGGAGGUUGGAGUAUCUAUGGGGAUCAUUUUCCAGAUGAGAACUUUAAGCUCAAGCACUAUGGCAUUGGCUGGGUGAGCAUGGCUAAUGCAGGUCCAGAUACUAAUGGGUCCCAGUUCUUCAUCUCCACAACACGACCUUUAUGGCUCAACGGGAAACAUGUUGUGUUUGGCAAAGUUCUGGAUGGCAUGGCUCUGGUGCACGGUAUAGAGCUCCAACCUACAGAUGAGAAGGACCGUCCCUUACUGGAGUGUGCUAUAGUGAACAGUGGAGAGAUCACCGUCAAAGAACCAUUUUUGGUGGAAGUGGAUGACUGGCAGGACUAGAGUGACAUUUUUAUAUACUGUACAAUUUUUUU